UUUCGAAAUAACCGAGUUUUUAACCAAUUACGCACUGAAACUCCUGUAUAUUAAUAUGAUUGUACUAAUUUCAGUUGAUCGCUUGUUGGGCCUCGCUGGCCGCCCUGGUAGAGUGCGGGCAUUUGUCCUCUCAUUCUGUCCACACUGACCUCACGCCGCCCAUCUCUUCCGGAGGAUACGGCUACGGUGCUCCAGCCAUCCACUUGGAGGCCGGCCACGGCUCUGGAAUCGGCAUUGGUAGCGGAAUCGGAGGCGGUCUUGGAGGCGGUUACGGAGGCGGUUAUGGAGGAGGAUUUGGUCCAGGUUCUGGAUUCGGUGGAGGACCAGGAUUCGCUGCUGGACCCGGAGGAUUAGCCGGUGGACCGGGUAGCAUCGGCAUUGGUAUUGGCAUCGGAACGGGCGGUCUAGGUGGAGCAGGACCUCUAGGAGCUGGAGGACUUGGUGGUCUGGGAGGUAAUCUUGGAGGCCCAGGUUUCGGACCAGGAGGCUCAGCAUUCGGACCAGGAGGCCCAGGUUUCGGACCAGGAGGUCCAGGUUUCGGACCAGGAGGUCCAGGCGUCGGAUUUGGUGGACCAGGCAGAGUUGAGAACGCAGGCACUACUUAUUCUGAACAGACCCAUACUGUCAACAUCCCAGUACCACAACCUGUCCCAGUCCCAGUCGACAGACCCUACCCAGUGCGUGUACCAGUACCCAGGCCAUACGACGUCCCACGACCAUUCCCCGUUGAAGUACCACAGCCCGUCAGAGUAGAAGUACCAAGGCCGUUCCCUGUACAUGUCCCAAGACCAUACCCAGUACCGGUCACCAUCAAGCAGUUCAUUAAAGUACCAACUCCAGUCCACGUGACCGUUCCCAAGCCAUACAAUGUGAUAAUACCGAAACCAUACCCAGUUUCAGUACCAACAAAAGUAGCUGUAGAUGUUCCAGUACCAGUAAAAGUACACACUGACUCUCACAUCGGACUUGCUGCCAGCGGUGCCUCUGGUGCUUUUGGAGGAUUUGGAGGAGGUUAUGGAGGUGGUUUCGGAGGUGGAUUCGGCUUUGGAGGAGGUUCAGGACUUGGAGGGUUCAGCAGCAUUCAUCAUGAUCACCACGAUGACCAUCAUCACCAUCAUCAUCAUUGAUUAG
Molecule: messenger RNA, 1131 nt
Organism: Acanthoscelides obtectus
Lineage: Eukaryota; Metazoa; Arthropoda; Insecta; Coleoptera; Chrysomelidae
Source: the annotation of a GenBank genome assembly